CGUACUGCGUGAACGUUGCCCUCGUCAUAUCGGUUCACGGCCCUUUAUCGGAAGUAUAAAAGCACUUGACGAUCGCGACGUCCGUUAUGGUAAUUUUCGUGGUUGCCACGUGAUUCGUUGUCGUUAAAAAUCGAACUCGGUUUGUCUAAAAAUACCUAAAAUAAAGAAAUUAAGAAACAAUUUCCCUAAGCCUUUUUUUAAAUUAUGACCACCGUGACUUCAGGUCGUCCGCCAUUGAGACCGUAUGUGGAAUACCGAAUUUGAACACCCUCGAGGCGGUACGUUAAGCCGACCCGCGGAUAAGGACUAGACCCGAAGCGCCGACCACAAUUACCAUGAAGUGGCGUGGGGCUCAUGAUUUUUCCAUCGCGUUGGCCGUAUCCGCCGUUUGUUUUAUCGGCCAACUGACGCUCGGCUUCCAUAUAAAAGAAUGCGACAAACCCUUGGGUAUGGAAUCCGGUGCCAUACCGGACUCGGCAAUUACAGCUAGUUCGUCGUACAAUGUACCCAACGUUGGACCAAGCAACGGAAGGUUGAAAGUAGAACGAGCUGGAGGAGGAUGGUGUCCUAAGCCUCCGGUAGAACAGGGGGUUCGUGAGUGGUUGCAAGUGAGUUUCGGAUCAGUACACUUGAUCACCGGAAUUCAGACUCAAGGGCGUUUCGGUAAUGGACGUGGCCUCGAAUACGCUGAAGAGUACACAUUAGAGUAUUGGAGACCAGAAUUCGCCGAAUGGAAGAAGUACAAGAGAUGGGACGGCAAAGAGAUUAUGUCUGGCAAUACAGAUACGUCAACAGUGGUCCUGCAUCAUCUGCUGCCACCAGUAUUUGCAACUCAAGUCCGGAUAUUACCGUACAGUAUUCAUAGGCGCACUGUUUGUCUGAGAGCAGAAAUCAGAGGAUGUCCAUCUGACCAUGGUAUAAUCAGCUACACAAUACCAAUAGACAGUUCUUCCGGCGAUAAUACUGAUGGAGGGGAUUCGUCUUAUGACGGCGAAAAACGUGACGGCAAAUACCAAGGAGGACUUGGACGCCUCGUCGAUGGCAUAUACGGAGUGGAUAACUACAAAAUGGAUAUUGGUUAUGGCAAAGGUAACGGAUGGAUUGGUUGGCGCAAAGAAUCGUUCACGAAAGGUUUCAUAGAACUGAUAUUCGAAUUCGAUGAAGUGAGGAAUUUUUCGGCAGUGCACAUAUUCACCAACAAUUUUUUCAGCAAAAACGUUCAGGUGUUCUCCAAGGCGCGAGUACAGUUCAGUAUCGGCGGUCAACACUUUCACGGCCGAUCGGUCUGGUACACCUAUAUGCCGGACACGGUGCUCGAAAACGCCAGAGACGUUGACAUACAGCUACACAAUCACGUGGGCAAGUUCGUGAAAAUCCAGCUGUUUUUUUCCAACAAGUGGAUUAUGAUUAGCGAAGUGAAAUUCGACUCAGAGCCAUUGCCUGAAAACUGCACGGUGGACGCUGACGCACAAUUCGAGGAUGAGCAGCUGGUAGGAGGAGCGGUGGACCCACCUUGGGAAUCGCCCGACGCCACCACGCACAAGGAGAAAGACGGCAAAGACAGCGGGCUCGUGGAAGUGCUGAUCGGCGUGCUGACGGCCGCCACACUGAUCCUGUUGGGCAUAUGCGCCAUCGUGUUGGUGUUGAGCCGUCGCAAAAAACACCAGACCAUCAGCUCUUCGAUAUUCAAGAAACCUUUCGGCGUUGCCAUCAACAUGAAAGACAUAUUCAUGAACCUGUCACCGCACAACACCACCGCCAAUGCCAACAUCAUCAACAACAACAACAUCAGCCGGCACAUUACCGAGAACCCGUUGCCCGUUUGCGAGCAAAUGCGAAUAGACGGUUUUGCGUCGGACGUUUAUGACAAAUCGCAGCACAACGUCAUCUACGAGACACCCCUUUUGGCCAGAAAGGAUUACGAAACCAUCCGCAGUAGCAAAGUUACAGACGCAAAGUGCGCCAUGUCCGUUAAGGAAUUCGGACGCAGUGACUCGGAACGGGGAUCGUUGAGCAGUCUGGAAAUAGAUGUUAGACCAACCGAAUACUCCACCAGAGAUAGCGUUACAUCAUUGCAUUACAGGAGUCUGCAAACCCAAAACGCUUUGCCUGUGGCAAUCACGGAUAGUCCGACAAGAUCAAAACAACUAUUGCAGUGCUCAGACGUACCGUCGAGAAAACGCUAUCACACCGCUCCCCGUGAAAAACACCGAAUGGCUCCACCACCCGUGUCGUGGAACAUCAGUCCGAGCAUGGGCCAGGCUUAUAAGUGCCGUGAAGCAGACAUUGUGCAAAUCCCUCGGUAUUGCUUGAACGUGGUCAGCAAACUGGGCGGUUCUCAUCUAGGCGACGUGGCCAUCUGCGAGACCACGGAUAUCAGCAUAACGGAAAAUGGGAGGGUGGUGGCUAAGACAUGCCCUGCUGGAUCCACUAGAGAAGUGAAAUUCUUGUGUAGUCUUCUCGAUCCCAACCUAGUACGCGUGUUUGGCGUGUGUGCUAACGAGUCGCCUCCGUGGCUCAUCACCGAAUAUCCCGCCGAGCUGGGUGAUCUGGUCAUCGUAUUAAGAACACAUUCGACCCUAACAUACACGACAUUGAUGUUUAUGGCUACUCAAAUAGCGUCGGCCAUGAAGUACCUCGAGUCAAAAAACGUUGUUCACAAAGAUUUAGCGGCCAGGAACUGUCUGGUUUCGAGGGGCUAUUCAAUUAAAGUAGCCGAUAUAGCAGUGUGCAAUCCGGCGUACAAGAAGGACUACAGCGAGAUUGGAAACCGACCUCCCGCACCGAUUCGAUGGCUCCCGUGGGAAAGCAUACUGCUGGAUCGAUAUACUUGUCCCAGCACGGUAUGGUCCUUCGCGGUAACAAUGUGGGAGUUGCUGAGUAUGGCUCGAGACAAGCCGUUUCCGCACCUCACCAACGAACAAGUAAUACACAACGCCGAGCAAAUGUAUUACGGAGGCGAGUUGCAAGUACUUCUGCCCAAGCCCAACUUGUGCCCAACAGAGAUAUACGAGCUCAUGUGUGAAUGCUGGAAACGCGAUCAAAACCACCGGCCCACAUUCAAACAGCUCUAUCACUUCUUGAAACGCAACCAUACCACUUAUUCGUGUGAAAUCGACAAACAACUACAUAACAUCUCACCUGUUUAAUUACAACAAAAUUAUGUCACUCGCGUUUUUAUAGAUUUAUUUAAACAUCUUGUUAGUGUACAAAAAAAACCUGUAAACAUUAUUAUCGUUAUAACUUUUAUCUUUCCUUUACCUGCUCUGUCCUAAAUUAAAAAAAAAAAAAACAAAUUAUACCACUAAUCAUAUUCCAAAUAA
Messenger RNA from Adelges cooleyi (spruce gall adelgid), 3323 nucleotides. Its product is annotated as discoidin domain-containing receptor tyrosine kinase B-like. The record is from RefSeq and is a predicted model, not a curated record. Gene Ontology annotation, cellular component: signaling receptor complex. Gene Ontology annotation, molecular function: ATP binding; collagen binding; protein tyrosine kinase collagen receptor activity. The transcript is spliced from 16 exons. Gene Ontology annotation, biological process: positive regulation of kinase activity; multicellular organism development; protein phosphorylation. Lineage: Eukaryota; Metazoa; Arthropoda; Insecta; Hemiptera; Adelgidae. The coding region runs from base 336 to 3149 and encodes 937 amino acids.